Molecule: messenger RNA, 726 nt
Organism: Lactuca saligna
Lineage: Eukaryota; Viridiplantae; Streptophyta; Magnoliopsida; Asterales; Asteraceae
Source: the annotation of a GenBank genome assembly
AUGAGCAAACAAAAUGCUUAUUGCUCACUUGUAUUGAAUAAGUACAAACCGUUGGUAGAAAAGGGACAUCCGAAAGCCGCUUCUUUGAAAACCGUCCCUUUAUUGUUUCCAGAGCUUUGUGCAGAAAUCUUCGAUGGAAACAGUGCAUCUGGUAAUCUCAGUUAUGACACCUCCCAAACACCAUCGGGACAUGGAUCGUCUUCCUUCCAUGUUGCACCACUAAAGCUUAUGGACGCCCCUUCCAUUAACAUAGAUGAAGAUGAUUACUUUUCCAAUCAUACUAGUGAGCAUUUUACUCAGCCACCACCUUCUGCUGCUUCACCUUCUGCUGAUUCACCUUCAGCUGCUUCACCUUCUAGUUACCCCAACAAAAGGGCUAAACCCUCAACUCCUAGACCUCGGGCUCCUAGUGCCUCACCUGAUCCACCUUCUUGUGCCUCGCCUAAACCUUCUAUUACUCGUGAUGAUUUAGCACUGGAGAUGCAAAAAGCUCUACGCCAUUUGACUCAAGGGCCAACGAUUCCCCAAUGUUUAGAGAAGCUUGAGUUGCUCGAGUUAGAUCCAGUAGACCCUCUACGAUUUGCUACAUAUCAUAUUCUUGGAGGGACCAUGAAUAUAAGAGAGAUGUGGGUAAAUUUUCCUAAUGAUCCACAAAUAUUAAGAGGAUGGAUCGAGAUGACAGCUACAAGCUUAGGAGUUUUAAAGGAUGGGAAGAUUAUCCGUUAA